Molecule: messenger RNA, 2277 nt
Organism: Diutina rugosa
Lineage: Eukaryota; Fungi; Ascomycota; Pichiomycetes; Serinales; Debaryomycetaceae
Product: metalloendopeptidase
Exons: 1
Coding region: 1-2277 (758 amino acids)
Biological process (GO): peptide metabolic process
Cellular component (GO): mitochondrion
Molecular function (GO): metalloendopeptidase activity
Source: RefSeq, a predicted model, not a curated record
AUGAGACCAUCAAUUGCGGCUCAACGGGCGUUACCUCUUCGAAGAAGGCUACCAUGUGGUACAUUGACGUUGAACGUCUACCGCUUCACGCAUACGCCUACACUGGCUGCAAAUAAUCAUUUGCGGCGAAUCUUCGACGACUAUUCUUACUUUUCGGGCUUUAACUCCAACUUUCCCAAGGCCGGUCUUUUCGGCAACAGCUACCUUAAAACACCUAAGGGACUUCUUGAAUUUUCGCUGGAUUCGCUUAAUAGAGCAAAGUUGUUGGUUAACGACUUAUUAGGCACGGCUCACACCGAGGAGGGCAAAUUGUCUUACAUCCGGCGACUUGAUCAGUUGUCAGAUGUUUUAUGCCGAGUUAUCGAUGUUGCUGAAUUCAUUCGCGUGGCUCAUCCGCAAAAGCAAUGGAUUGAUGCUGCUCAACAAACCCAUGAGGUAAUGUUCGAGUACAUGAAUCAGCUCAAUACUAAUGUGGAAUUGUACACUCACUUACGCGAUAUUUUAGCUGAUCCAGAGGUAUGCGAUCAACUCACUGAAGAAGAGAUUCAAGUAGGGGAGUACCUUAAGCAAGACUUCGAGCGGCUGGGUAUUCAUAUGGACCCGGAAACUCGCGAGAACUUCGUCACGAUUACCCAGCAGAUCCUGGUCUUGGGGUCCAUGUUCAAUUCCAAUGUUGGUGAGCUUGCUGAGUAUUCCAUUCAGGUGCCUCUUUUCGAAGUCAAGCAAUUGGAGCCUCUGCUUGAGCAAGAUAUAAUGGCAUACCAACUGCGAUUUGCUUCUAAACCAUCUCAAGGUCACGUCCAUAUCCCACUUGUGGGGAACAUUCCUUACCGCAUUCUCAGCAUGUGUCCUCUGGAAGGGUUACGGAAGCGUGUUUGGAUUGCCCUUCACAACUCGAAACCUGACCAAAUUAAAACCCUUAAUCUGAUCAUACAAUAUCGUGCUUACUUGGCACACAUGUUGGGUUUCCCAUCAUUUGCUGCAUAUCAACUAGAGCAUAAAAUGGCUCGUCUGCCAGAGAAUGUCAUGACGUUUCUUCGAAACCUUCAGCUGAAACUUGUUGGUUCGCUGGUGGGAAACAACUCACAAUUGGGUGGUGUCAUGCAUGAACUACGAAACCUAUACUCUCAUAAAGAAGGCUCGCGAGUUUUGGCAUCCAACGGUGAGGUAAUGGAUUCAGUCAAACCCUGGGAUCGCGAUUAUUUGGUACGGCAGCAACAAAAUCAACCGGAAGAGCCUCUCCCCUCAAUUUCUCCCUAUCUCUCCGUGGGAACUGUGAUUAGUGGCUUGUCGCGGCUAUUUGAACUGAUUUACAACGUCGAAUUCAUCCCCGUUCCCACGAAUCGUGGGGAGACUUGGGAUCUGCAAGUUCGAAAAAUUGCUGUAUAUGAUCGCGCUUCUCAGAAAACCAUCGGUUACUUGUAUCUUGAUUUUUGGCUGCAAAAGGUUUUACCUUCGCAUUUCACUAUAGUUUGUCUGAGAAAACUAAAUGCUGAUCUUGACGAUGACGUUAGUGGUCAAGUUUUCACAGAUGACUCGCAAAAUUACCAACUUCCGGUCAUUCUGUUGGUGUGUAAUUUUGCAAGUUCCCCUAAGGCGGUGACAUUGCUUACACUUGAUCAAGUCGAUACGAUUUUUCACGAGAUGGGUCAUGCAAUGCAUCUGAUGAUUGGGAGAACUGAUCUCCAUAACUUGAGUGGUACACGCUGCUCAACUGACUUUGUAGAGUUGCCUUCCGUUUUGAUGGAACUGUUUGCCAGGGAUCCGCGUGUUUUAUGCACUAUUGCUAGACAUUAUCAAACCGAUGAGCCUCUUCCUGCCGAGUUGUUGGAAAAGCAACAAAACGAUAAGGUUAUCUUGAACAACUGUGAAGAGUUCAUGCAACUGAAAAUGGCCAUGUUAGACCAGCUACUCCAUGAUGGUGAUGUUAUUAAAAACCUCGAGAACUUCGAUUCAACUCCAAUAUAUCAUGAGCUUGAGCGUCGCUUGCGCAUAUUUGCUGAUGUUGAAUCCACUUGGCAUGGAAAGUUUCCUCAUCUAUUCAGCUAUGGCUCUGUGUAUUACUCCUACCUAUUAGAUCGAGCUAUUGCAGAUCGUGUGUGGAAGGAAUUGUUCGCAGAUGAUCCUUGGAGCCGUGAGGCAGGUGAGCGCUAUAAAAAUUCAAUCUUAAAGUGGGGAGGCACACGCGAUCCUUGGAAAUGCUUAGCCGAUGCUCUUGAUGAUCCUGAAUUAGUUGCAGGUGAUUCUCACGCCAUGGAGAAAAUCGUUGCGCAUUAA